AACAAGAUAUCGCUUUAAUAACACUUAUAAACCAACAUAGGAAAGUUUAAAAAAAAAUAAUGACCUAUUUUUAAAAUAAAUUUUAUAAAAAAAAUUGGCAUUAUUUCUGCAAUGAUAAAAAUAUUAAGAUAAUUCGAUUUUUUCGAAAACUAAAUAUUUAUUUAGCCUACAAAUAAAUAAGAUAAAAACCUUAAAAAAAAAGAAUAAUACACUACCAGCAAAGUUAAAGGAUGGGAAUAAAGAAAUUGUUUCGAGGCCUGUAUGGUUAAAACAUUAAUUACACUUUACCUUAAGUUAAGUGAGAAAUGGGGUUUGCACUGAAAAACUUGUUAUCAUUGUUAAAUCUAUUUUUAAAUUUUAAAGUAACCAUUUUGGUUUUAAUUAUAGCUUUACUUCCGUGUGGCGAUCCUACCCUUACUUCCUUGUGGCAAAUUCUUAGCAACUUUUGCAAAAACCAAAAGCAUAAUUUAAUAUUUUUAUAAUCCUAUAUAAAGGAGAUUUUCUAUCAAAUAAUUACAUGAAAACAAAGUAAAAGAAAACUAACUUUUAUGGGAAUGCUUACUAAAGAACAGAAAAUGUUAUGACUAAUUUCAUUUUGCAAAACAAAGAGAAAAUGAUCAGUUCUCUUUCUCCAUUAUGCAACAUUCAAGAUCAAAAAGAAAAAUGGCAAUAAGUUAGAAAUCUUCUUGUAGCUCACGGUCUUUCUUCCACUGUUUCAGUUGAACAUGUUCGGACAACUGAAUGACAAAACCUAAGAAGAUCAACAAUGGAUAAGUUUAAAAAACUCAACAAAUCUGGUGCUGAAGGUGGUCAAUUAUUCGAUUAUUAUGCACUGUGAUGGAGAUCAUUGGAAAAGAAUCAGCACAUAUUCUACCAGUUAAUGUUGAUGACAUGAGAGUUAGAAAGAAAGUAUUGAUAAAAAAAUUGCCGGAUUCUGUAGACAUCCCAGACCCAGAAAUCUCCAUUGGGCAAGACGCUAGUUCAUCAAGCUCUUGCAUUGUUGUACAAGUUAAUCCAGCCUCUAGCCAAGAGUCUGUCUCUAAAACGUCUGUCGAAACAGUUCCAAAAUCUUUAGCUGCAAGAUCGAUUGCCCAGAAUAUACCAGCUAUAUCUACAAGUACUAAACGUUCUGCUUUGACAAAACGACCGGCAUCAUCGUCAUCUAAAAUCUUUUCGCAUAAUGAGUACGGCACAUUAAAGAAAGCCAAAAUCAAGCAGAAACUGGAUAUGUUAAAUAAAAAGGCUGAGUACAGAGCAGAACGUCAUCUGAUGGAGAAAAUUGGUUUAUAGCGGAAACCGAAAUAGUUAUUCUUGAGUAACAACUUCUCCGAGCUCAAAUCCAGUCUUUAACUCCUCAAGACGCUCAAACAUCCGAACCAAAUACUUUCAUUCUUAGUAAAUCAUAAAAACUUUUAUAUUUUUUUUAAAGUUUUAUUACAGAACUUAAUUAAAUUGUUGCAGCAAUUAAACUGUUUAAAAAUUGUUGCCUAAACAAAUUUAAAACUUUUUAUAUUUUUAUUAAGGAAUAUAUUAUGUACUAACUCUAGAUUUAAAAAUCUGUAAAAUUUGAG
Messenger RNA from Hydra vulgaris (swiftwater hydra), 1571 nucleotides. RefSeq lists its product as uncharacterized. The record is from RefSeq and is a predicted model, not a curated record. NCBI's taxonomy places the organism in Eukaryota, Metazoa, Cnidaria, Hydrozoa, Anthoathecata, Hydridae.